AUGAAGUUAAUUCCUCGUGAAUUAGACAAACUAUUGCUAUCUCAAGUUGGAGCACUGGCUCAGAAACGAUUAGCUCGAGGUGUAAAGCUGAAUUAUGUGGAAACAAUCGCACUUUUAUCAUCUCAGUUACUGGAAUUAAUGCGAGAUGGCUGCUAUUCUGUGUCUCAAUUGAUGGAUCUAGGAAAGCAAAUGUUGGGCAGAAGACAUGUAUUGCCAGAUGUCAUGGAUAUGGUCAAGGAAGUGCAAAUCGAAGGCACAUUUCCUGAUGGCACCUAUCUCGUCACUGUCCAUGAUCCCAUCUGUACUGAUAAUGGCAAUAUUGAAUUGGCCUUGUAUGGCUCAUUCUAUCCAAUUCCAGACGAAUCCAAGUUUGAGUUACCUUCUCCUAGAUCUCGUGAAGAUGCUCCUGGUGCAGUUAUCGGUGUGGGUGGUCCAAUUCAGCUCAAUGUCGACAGAAAGAGACUAUCCCUCACCGUAACUAAUUUUGGAGAUCGGGCAAUUCAGGUUGGCUCUCAUUUCCACUUUAUUGAAGCAAACAAAUUCCUAAACUUUAACCGUGCACUUGCUUAUGGUAUGCGCUUGGAUAUUCCUGCUGGUUCUGCCAUUCGUUUUGAGCCUGGAGAUUUCAAAACGGUAACAUUAGUCGAGAUUGGAGGCAACAAAAUCAUCUCGGGUGGCAACAACCUCGCCUCUGGACCUGUGGAUAUGAUUAAGCUUCCUGAAAUUAUCAACAACCUGGUAUCCCUGGGAUUCAUGCAUGAUGCCAACACGCCACUCUUACCCAAUGCACCUCCAUAUCAACUGGAGCGCGACUAUUAUAUUUGCCACUACGGCCCUACCACAGGGGAUUUAGUCCGAUUAGGAGAUACAAAUCUAUGGGCUCGCAUCGAGCAUGAUUUCACAUUGUAUGGCGAUGAAUGCAAGUUUGGCGGCGGAAAAGUACUGAGAGAAGGCAUGGGUCAAGCAACAGAUGCUUGCGACAACGAGAUUUUGGAUCUGGUCAUUACAAACGCCAUGAUUUUCGACUACACUGGUAUUUACAAGGCUGAUAUUGGUAUUAAAAAGGGCAUUAUUGUCGGUAUUGGUAAAUCAGGCAAUCCUGAUAUGAUGGACAAUGUUACUCCUGGCAUGAUUGUGGGCGCUGGUACUGAGGCAUUGGCAGGCGAGGGCUUGAUCUUCACUGCGGGCGCUAUUGAUUCUCAUGUUCACUAUAUUUGCCCUCAAAUGUGUUAUGAGGCAUUGGCUAGUGGCAUCACGACCUUGAUUGGAGGUGGUACUGGACCCAACACAGGCACAAACGCAACAACGUGUACACCCGGAAAUCAUCAUAUUGAGAUGAUGAUGCAGGCAACAGAUGAUAUUCCCCUUAAUUUCGGUUUUACCGGCAAAGGCUGCUGUGCUUCCAAGGAGCCAUUGGAAGAGCAGAUCGAAGCUGGUUGUCUAGGCCUGAAGAUUCACGAAGACUGGGGCGCUACUCCUGCAGCAAUUGAUGCAUGCAUGGAAGUAUGUGAUAAAUUUGAUGUGCAGACUACUAUUCACACGGAUACAUUGAACGAAGCUGGCUUUGUUGAAUCGACUAUUGGCGCUUUCAAGGGGAGAACUAUUCACACAUACCACAGUGAGGGUGCUGGAGGCGGACAUGCCCCUGAUAUCAUCAGCGUGUGCUCUGAACCCAAUGUAUUGCCCUCUUCCACCAACCCUACUCGACCUUUCACUGCCAACACACUGGAUGAACACAUUGACAUGUUGAUGGUAUGCCAUCAUUUAUCAAAGACAAUUCCAGAGGAUGUCGCGUUUGCAGAGAGUCGUAUUCGAGCAGAGACGAUUGCUGCUGAAGAUGUGUUGCACGAUAUCGGCGCUAUUAGUAUGAUCAGUUCUGACUGCCAGGCUAUGGGUCGCGUAGGCGAAGUUGUAUUGAGAACAUGGAAGACUGCACAUAAAAUGAAGCAACAGCGAGGCAAACUACCGGAAGACGAAGGCCAGCUUGACGAUAACUUUAGAAUCAAGCGCUACAUUGCAAAAUAUACAAUCAACGUAGCACUGGCUCAUGGUAUCAGUCAUUUGGUUGGUUCCAUUGAAGUUGGCAAAGUAGCAGAUCUUGUUGCAUUUUCGCCUGCAUUCUUUGGUAGUAAGCCAGAGCUCAUUUUAAAGGGAGGCAUUAUCGUUUGGGGCCAAAUGGGUGAUGCCAAUGGCUCCAUCUCAACCACAGAGCCUAUUAUUUCCAGGCCCAUGUAUGGCUCAUUCCCAUCCAGUCUGUCCAAGAGCUGUAUGCUAUUUGUCUCACAAGUGUCUAUUGAUAACGGCAAAAUCGAUUCAUAUAAACUAAGAAAGCGGAUUGAACCCGUCAAGAACUGUCGAAAUGUAACCAAGAAGGACAUGAAGCAUAAUAGUGCCAUGCCAAAGAUUACUGUAGAUCCAGAAACUUACGCGGUUACAGCUGAUGGAGUGGAUUGUGUGUGUGAUCCAGUAUCGACACUACCGAUGACUCAAUCUAUCUAUUUAUUCUAA
This is a messenger RNA of Mucor velutinosus, 2508 nucleotides long. RefSeq names its product Endoglucanase. The record is from RefSeq and is a predicted model, not a curated record. The coding region runs from base 1 to 2508 and encodes 835 amino acids. Gene Ontology annotation, molecular function: nickel cation binding; urease activity. Gene Ontology annotation, biological process: urea catabolic process. Gene Ontology annotation, cellular component: urease complex. The transcript is spliced from 8 exons. NCBI's taxonomy places the organism in Eukaryota, Fungi, Mucoromycota, Mucoromycetes, Mucorales, Mucoraceae.